Tilletiaria anomala UBC 951 is the source of this 717-nucleotide messenger RNA. RefSeq lists its product as uncharacterized. The transcript has 5 exons. The record is from RefSeq and is a predicted model, not a curated record. Gene Ontology annotation, molecular function: dynein complex binding. Gene Ontology annotation, biological process: mitotic spindle organization. Gene Ontology annotation, cellular component: dynactin complex. NCBI's taxonomy places the organism in Eukaryota, Fungi, Basidiomycota, Exobasidiomycetes, Georgefischeriales, Tilletiariaceae. Bases 1 to 717 code for a protein of 238 amino acids.
AUGUCGAGGGAAGGUGUCGCGAAUUUUGCGUCCACGUCUGCCGAAAAAAUCACGGUUGGAUCGAAGGUGACCAUCGCACAGGAUACAGAUAUUCGAGGCAAUGUCACAUUCGGAACGGAGACGGUCGUCCACCCGAAAGCAGCGAUCUUGGCGCUACGAGGCCCCAUCGUGAUUGGAUCUGGAUGCAUCAUCGAAGAAGGCGCAGUGAUCGUCAAUCGACGAGAAAAUGUGAUGCGAAUAGGCGACUACAAUUAUUUCGAGAUCGGGUCCCGCGUGGAAGCCGCUUCAGUCGGGUCUCACAAUGUCUUUGAAGUGCGCAGCUUUGUCUCUUCAGACGUGAUGGUCGAGUCAUUUUGCACCGUAGGCGCAGGCUGUGUCCUCGCAGGCAACCCAGUUUGGCCAUUGGAUGCCGAAGGGCUUCUCAAAGAAGAGCACAAGCCAAUUUUCCAGGAGGAGGAAAGCAUAUGCGAAGGGGCAGGCGAUGGAAGGGACAAGACUGAAAAGCCAGAGGCAGAAGAAGGAGAGCAACAGGAAAGAAACAAGGAGAACGACGAGGUUGAGGCCAUUCCGGAUCGCACCGUAAUUUACGGUCACGACUCAAGACGGCGGCUAUGGAGUGGUGAAGGUGUGCAACAAGCUGCUGCAGUGCACGUGAAGCAUUUAGAUUACUUGCGCGAAGCGCUACCUAAGAGCGUACGACUAAAGCUCAUCUCAUGA